GCCACGGUACCCUUUCAAUUUCAAAAAGAGACUCGACUCUCCACUACUGAUCAACGCAUACAGCUACUUCUCUCACCUGCCACGAAGAUUCAUUCUACAGAAAGACAGGCUCCAGCUCGAAAGUGUCCAUUAAGAAGUAGAGACUACAUUUGUCAAGAUACUGCCAAUUAAAAAAAGGGGACAGGCUGCCUUGUAAACUGUAAAUCGGAUUAUUUCAUUCAUCAUUGUCGUGACAUAAGUGUCCUCUUAACAAGUACAUCCGAAAAGUCUUUCGUUUUUUGUCAAUCUCUUCCAAGCUCUGAACUUUUCACUGCGGGGACGCGCUUGACACCGCUUUGUAAAACUACAGCGCAGUCAAUUUCACACUUCGGUAUUACAUCGGUAUAAAAGGGACAAGACAACCGCCAAGAUGAUGAGCAACAACACACACUACGACGACCAGCUGCCGCCUCAGUACUACCAGGGCACCGAUUUCGGGGAAGAAGAGGACGACGAGAUGCCGGCCACAGAGAAAGACCUCGCGGAAGAUGCGCCAUGGAAGAAGAUUCAGCAGAACACCUUCACCAGGUGGUGCAACGAACACCUGAAGUGCGUCAACAAGAGCAUCAACGACCUCCAGAGAGAGUUGGGCGACGGGCUCAAGUUGAUAUCUCUCCUGGAAGUUUUGAGCCAGAAGAAAAUGUACAGAAAGCAUCACACCAGACCAAACUUCAGACAAAUGAAAUUGGAAAAUGUUUCGGUGGCGUUGGAAUUUCUUGAAAGGGAACACAUCAAGUUGGUAUCGAUUGACAGCAAGGCCAUUGUGGAUGGGAACCUGAAGCUGAUUCUGGGUCUGAUCUGGACCCUCAUCCUCCACUACUCCAUCUCCAUGCCCAUGUGGGAAGACGAGGAUGACGAGGAUGCCAAGAAGCUGACCCCCAAGCAGAGGCUCCUGGGAUGGAUCCAGAACAAAGUGCCCCAGCUUCCCAUCACCAACUUCAACAAGGACUGGCGGGAUGGCAAGGCCCUGGGAGCCCUGGUGGACAACUGUGCCCCCGGUCUCUGUCCUGACUGGGAGACCUGGGACCCAAACAAGCCUGUGGAUAAUGCAAGAGAAGCCAUGCAGCAGGCAGAUGACUGGCUGGGUGUUCCACAGGUUAUUGCUCCUGAGGAAAUUGUGGACCCCGACGUAGAUGACCAGUCAGUCAUGACCUACCUGUCCCAGUUCCCAAAGGCCAAGCUCAAGCCUGGUGCCCCCAUCAAGGCCAGACAGCUGUUCCCCAAAAAUGCCAAAGCUUAUGGACCAGGUAUCGAACCCCAUGGUAACAUGGUGCUCAAGCCUGCAGAAUUCACAGUGGAAACAGUUGAGGCCGGACAGGGUGAAAUCAUUGUAUAUGUUGAGGAUCCGGAGGGCCACACUGAGGAGGCUAAAGUUGUUGCCAACAAUGACCCAAAAAGGACAUACUCUGUGUGCUAUGUGCCUAGAGUUGCUGGUCCUCACAAGGUUAAGGUGCUUUUCGCUGGUCAGGACAUUGAUAAGAGCCCCUUCCUAGUGAAUGUAGGAAAAGCCAUGGGCGACCCCAACAAAGUUCAGGCCCGAGGUCCAGGGCUGGAGCCGGUUGGCAAUGUGGCUGCCAAACCAACUUACUUUGACAUUUACACAGCAGGUGCGGGGGAGGGAGAUGUUGGAGUGGUCAUUGUCGACCCUCAAGGCCGUAGGGACACAGUGGAGGUGAUGCUGGAGAACAAAGGUGAUAAUGUGUACCGCUGCACCUACAAGCCCAUGAUGGAGGGCCCCCACACCAUCCACGUCACAUUCGCUGGGCAACCCAUCCCCAAGAGCCCCUUCCCAGUGCAGAUCGCUGAAGCCAGCAACGCUAAUGCCUGCAGGGCUACUGGCCGUGGCCUUCAGCCCAAAGGGGUGAGAGUGAAGGAGGUGGCUGACUUCAAGGUCUUCACCAAGGGAGCUGGAACUGGAGAGCUCCAGGUCAACGUGAAGGGUCCAAAUGGAGCAGAGAUUCCUGUGAAGGUGCGCGAUGUUGGGGAUGGUGUGUAUGAAUGUGACUACCAGCCUUUACUGCCUGGAAAAUACACAGUCAUGGUCACCUGGGGAGGACAGCCCAUCCCACGCAGCCCUUUCGAGGUUGAGGUCGGAGUUGAGGCAGGCCAGCAGAAAGUCCGUGCCUGGGGUCCUGGCCUUGUGACCGGCAUGGUGGGCAAGUCAGCUGACUUUGUGGUGGAGGCCAUCGGCACCGAAGUUGGAACACUGGGCUUCUCCAUUGAGGGUCCAUCUCAGGCCAAGAUUGACUGUGAUGACAAGGGCGACGGCUCCUGCGAUGUGCGUUACUGGCCCACCGAGCCCGGCGACUACGCCGUCCAUGUCAUCUGUGACGACGAGGACAUCAAGGACAGCCCUUUCAUCGCUCACAUCCUCCCAGCAGCCAACGACGUCUUCCCCGAGAAGGUAAAAGCCUUUGGACCAGGUCUUGAACCUACUGGCGUCAUCAUCAACAAGCCUGCUGAAUUCACCAUUGAUGCCAGGCAAGCUGGAAACGGCAAACUCAAGAUCUACGCUCAGGAUGCAGAGGGCUGUGUCAUUGACAUUCAAAUCACUGAAAAGGGCGAUGGCACCUUCUUCUGCAUGUACAUCCCAACCAAGCCAAUCAAACACACCAUCAUCAUCACCUGGGGUGAGGUCAAUGUUCCCAACAGCCCCUUCAGGGUUUUGGUUGGUGAAGGAUGCCAUCCAGAAAAAGUUAAGGUCUAUGGACCAGGUGUGGAGAAGACUGGCUUGAAAGCCAGUGAGCCCACCUAUUUUACUGUUGACUGCAGCGAGGCAGGCCAAGGUGAUGUCAGUAUUGGAAUCAAAUGUGCCCCUGGAGUGGUUGGACCUGCUGAGGCAGACAUCGACUUUGACAUUAUCAAGAACGACAACGACACAUUCACUGUCAAAUACACACCCCCUGCUGCUGGGCGUUAUACCAUUAUGGUCUUGUUCGCUGAUCAGGAAAUACCCACUAGCCCAUACAAAGUGAAGGUGGACCCAUCUCAUGAUGCAGGCAAAGUGAGAGCAGAGGGGCCUGGACUCAACAAGACAGGCGUGGAGGUGGGCACACCAACUCAUUUCACCAUCUACACCAAGGGCGCAGGAAAGGCCAAGCCCGAGGUCAACUUCACUGCAGCCGUCAAAGGAGAGGCUGUGAAGGACUUCGAGAUCAUCGACAACCACGACUACUCGUACACCGUCAAGUACACUGCCCUUUAUCAGGGGAACCUGAGCAUCUCCGUCACCCACGGAGGAGACCCCAUUCCCAAGAGCCCUUUCAACAUCACCGUGGCCCCUCCUCUGGAUACCAGCAAGGUUAAGGUGCAAGGACUCAAUUCAGGAGUUGAGGUUGCAAAGGAUCAGGAGUUCACUGUGAACAGCAAAGGAGCCGGCGGUCAGGGGGAGGUCGGCGUGAAAAUGACCUCACCCUCUGGCCGUCCAAUCCCAUGCAAGCUUGAAUCAGACAAGGCUAAUGAAUCUACCAAUGUGAAGUACAUCCCACCCGAGGAGGGCCCCUACAAGGUGGACGUCACCUACGAUGGGAACCCAAUUCCAGGGAGCCCUUUUGCUGUGGAGGCACUUAUGCCAGCAGACCCCUCAAAGGUACGUGCUUAUGGUCCAGGAUUGCAGGGUGGCAUUGUGGGUCAACCAGCACCUUUUGGCAUCGACACCAAGGGUGCCGGUGCCGGCGGUCUGGGCCUGACUGUGGAGGGGCCCUGUGAGGCUAAAAUUGAGUGCCAGGACAACGGCGAUGGCACCUGCUCCGUCUCCUAUCUGCCCACUGAGGCUGGAGACUACAACAUCAAUAUCCUCUUUGGUGAAGCUCAUAUCCCUGGCUCGCCUUUCAAGGCCAAGGUGCGCCCUGCUCUGGACGCCAGCAAGGUAGUGGCCAAGGGGCCGGGCCUGGAGCGGGCGAAGGCCGGCGAGGUCGCCACCUUCACCGUGGACUGCACACACGCGGGCGAGGCUGAGCUCACUGUGGAGAUCGUCUCGGAGACGGGCGCCAAGGUUGAGGUGCGCAUCCAGAACAACAACGACGGCACCUUCUCGGUCACCUACACCCCGGGCUUCCACGGCCUGCACACCAUCACCAUCAAGUACGGGGGCCAGACGGUGCCCAAGUGCCCCAUCCGUGUCCAGGUGGAGCCAGCAGUGGACACCUCUGGCGUCCGGGUCUACGGCCCCGGAGUGGAGCCCAGAGGUGUUCUGCGUGACGUGACCACCCACUUCAUUGUGGACGCCCGCGCACAGACCAAGAGCGGGGGCAGCCACGUCAAGGCCCGCAUCAUCAACCCCUCGGGCAACAACACGGACGCCUACCUCACCGACAAAGGCGACGGCACCUACCGAGUGGAGUACACGGCGUAUGAAGAAGGUAUCCAUCUCAUUGAAGUGCUGUACGAUGACGUUCCCAUUCCAAACAGCCCCUUAAGGGUGGGUGUGGUGGAGGGCUGUGACCCAACACGUGUGCGUGCUUAUGGACCUGGCCUUGAGAAUGGUGUCACAAACAAAUCAAACUGCUUCACAGUGGAGACCAGAGGUGCUGGCACUGGUGGUCUGGGCUUGGCCAUCGAGGGACCAUCAGAGUCUAAGAUGUCCUGCAAAGAUAACAAGGACGGCAGCUGCAGCGUGGAGUAUGUGCCCUUCACUCCCGGUGACUACGACGUCAACAUCACCUACGGAGGCCAGCCCAUCCCAGGCAGUCCAUUCCAUGUGCCGGUGAGGGACAUAGUUGACCCCAGCAAGGUGAAGUGCUCCGGACCCGGACUGGCCCCUGGUGUGAGGGCUCACCAUCCACAGACCUUCACGGUGGACAGCCGACAGGCAGGACAGGCCCCACUGGACGUCAAGCUCUACGGCCCAUCAGGGGCUACUGAGCCUGUUCAGGUCAUGAACAAUGAUGAUGGAACGCACACGGUCAACUACACACCCGCCCAGGAAGGUCCUUACGCCGUGUCUGUGAAAUACGCUGACCAGGAAGUCCCCCGCAGCCCAUUCAAGGUCAGUGCAGGCCCAGCACACGAUGCCAGCAAAGUCCGUGCCAGCGGUCCUGGUCUGGACACCUCUGGGGUGGCCGCCAGCCUGCCGGUGGAAUUCACCAUCGACGCCCGCGAUGCCGGCGAGGGCCUGCUCACCGUCCAGAUCCUGGAUCCCGAGGGCAAGCCUAAGAAGGCCAGCAUCCACGACAACAUGGACGGCACUUAUACUGUGUCCUAUCUGCCCGACAUGACCGGUCACUACACCAUCACCAUCAAGUAUGGUGGCGAUGAGAUCCCUUACUCCCCCUACCGCAUCCAGUCUCUGCCCACUGGAGACGCCAGCCAAUGCCUCCUCACAGUGUCCAUUGGAGGACACAGAGUCGCGAACCUUGGGCCCAAAAUCCAGAUGGCCCAGGACACUGUCAUCACAGUGGACGCCAAGUCCGCUGGGAAAGGCAAGGUGACCUGCACUGUGCAGACACCCAACGGCAUGGAGAUGGACAUGGAUGUGGUGGAGAACCCCGACGGCACCUUCGACAUCUACUACACAGCGCCCGAGCCGGGCAAGUACGUCAUCACCAUCCGCUUCGGAGGACGGCACAUUCCCAACAGCCCAUUCCACGUCACGGCCACCAAGGAGCCAGUCGUCCCUAGAGAAGACUUAGAGGGCAUGUUCCGCCCCCUCAAUCUUGUCAUCCCCUUCACCGUGCAGCAGGGAAAGAUUACAGGCGAGGUGCGUAUGCCUUCUGGUAAGAAAGCAUGCCCUCAGAUCACGGACAACAAGGACGGCACAGUGACUGUGAAGUACGCUCCCACUGAGAAGGGCCUGCACGAGAUGGACAUCAAAUACGAAGGCAACCACAUCCCAGGAAGUCCUCUGCAGUUCUAUGUGGAUGCCAUGAACACUGGUCAGGUGACAGCUUAUGGUCCUGGUCUGUGCCACGGCACUGUCAACAAGCCAGCCACCUUCACCGUGGUCACCAAGAAUGCUGGGGAAGGUGGUCUUUCUCUGGCUGUGGAAGGACCUUCAAAGGCUGAGAUCACCUGCAAGGACAACAAAGAUGGAACCUGUACUGUGUCUUACCUGCCCACUGCACCUGGCGACUACAGCAUCAUUGUGAAGUUCGACAACAAGCACAUUGCUGGCAGCCCCUUCACUGCCAAGAUCACAGGUGAUGAGUCGCUCAGGACAUCCCAGCUGAACGUCGGCACAGCAGCAGACGUCUCGCUGAAGAUCACAGAGACAGACCUGAGCUCCCUGACGGCCAGCAUCAGAGCACCGUCCGGCAAAGAGGAGCCCUGUCUGCUGAAGAGACUUCCCAACAGGCACAUUGGAAUCUCCUUCACCCCUAAGGAGGUGGGUGAGCAUGUGGUUAGCGUGAUGAAGAGUGGAAAGCAUGUGACAAACAGCCCCUUCAAGAUCAUGGUGGGUCAAUCAGAGAUCGGAGACGCCAGCCGGGUCAAGGCCUUCGGCAAGGGCCUGGUGGAAGGCCACACCUUCGAGUUGGCUGAGUUCUUUGUGGACACCAGGAAUGCAGGCUAUGGUGGACUGGGGCUGUCUAUUGAGGGUCCGAGCAAAGUGGAUAUUAACUGUGAAGAUGCAGAGGAUGGGACAUGCAAGGUGACAUACUGCCCAACAGAGCCUGGCAACUACAUCAUCAACAUCAAGUUUGCCGACAAGCACAUCCCAGGAAGUCCUUUCACAGUGAAGGUGACAGGAGAAGGCAGGAUGAAAGAGAGCAUCAUGAGGAAGAGACAUGCUCCCUCUAUCGCGCCCGUGGGCAGCACAUGCGACCUUAACCUCAAAAUCCCAGGAAACUGGUUCCAGAUGGUGUCCGCUCAGGAGCGUCUGACCCGCACGUUUACACGCAGCAGCCACACCUACACCCGCACCGAGCGUACCGAGAUCAGCAAGGUGCGCGGCGGCGAGACCAAGCGGGAGGUGCGCGUGGAGGAGAGCACGCAGGUCGGCGGCGACCCCUUCCGGGACAUCUUCGGCGACUUCCUGGGAAGGGAGAGGAUGGGCAGCUUCGGAAGCCUGACCACUAGAGCAGAAGGAGAAGCUGGGGUGCAGCCACUGACCGCUCAGGUGACCAGCCCUGGGGGUAAGAUCGCAGAUGCAGAGAUCGUGGACGGAGGGGACAGCACCUACAGUGUGCGUUUCGUGCCCCAGGAGACUGGCCCCCACACCGUCAACGUGAAGUACAGGGGCCAGCACGUCCCUGGCAGCCCCUUCCAGUUCACCGUGGGGCCCCUGGGAGAAGGAGGUGCCCACAAGGUGCGGGCUGGAGGCACUGGACUGGCCAGAGGAGUGGCCGGAGUUGCAUCUGAAUUUAGCGUGUGGACACGAGAAGCUGGCGCUGGAGGACUUUCCAUCGCAGUGGAAGGGCCCAGCAAAGCUGAGAUCUCCUUUGAAGACCGGAAGGACGGCUCCUGUGGAGUUUCUUACAUGGUGCAGGAACCAGGUGACUAUGAGGUGUCAAUCAAGUUCAACAACGAGCAUAUCCCUGACAGCCCCUUUGUCGUGCCGAUUGCCUCUCUAUCUGACGACGCACGCCGACUCACUGUCACGAGCUUGCAGGAGAAGGACCUGAAGGUGAACCAGGAGGCCUCCUUUGCUGUGCAGAGGAACGGGGCACGGGGCGUUGUCGAGGCCAAGGUCCACACGCCAUCCGGCAGAGCUGAGGAGUGUUUCGUCACAGAGCUAGACAGCGACAAGAAUGCAAUCAGCUUCAUUCCACGGGAGAACGGCGUCCACUCCAUCGAUGUCAAAUUUAACGGAAGCCACAUUCCUGGAAGUCCCUUCAAUGUGCGUGUGGGCGAACCUGACCAAGCCGCAGACCCAGGCAGAGUGUCCGCCUACGGACCUGGCCUGCAGGGAGGCACCACAGGUGUGCCUGCGGAGUUUGUGGUGAAUAUCUGCAAUGCUGGAUCCGGGGCCCUGUCGGUCACUAUUGAUGGUCCCUCCAAAGCUAAGAUGGACUGCAUGGAAUGUGCAGAGGGCUACAAGAUCAGCUACACACCAAUGGCACCAGGGAACUAUCUCAUCUCCAUCAAGUAUGGAGGACCACAGCAUAUCGUGGGCAGUCCCUUCAAAGCCAAAGUUACAGGUGCACGUCUGUCGGGAGGCCACAGCAUGCAUGAGACCUCCACGGUGCUGGUGGAGACUGUCACCAAGACCUCUAAGAUGGCUGGCGCCUACAGCUCCAUGUCCAGUGCCAGCAGUGCCGCCGCGGCCGCCGCCAAGCCCACAUCGGACGCCAGCAAGGUAGUGUGUCGAGGGCCCGGCCUCUCCAAAGCUCUCGUGGGUCAGAAGAACAACUUCAGCGUGGAUUGCAGCAAAGCAGGUACCAACAUGCUGAUGGUCGGCGUGCACGGCCCGAGAACUCCGUGCGAAGAGGUGUAUGUGAAGCACGUGGGCAACCGCCUCUACAAUGUCACCUACACAGUGAGGGAGAAGGGCAACUACAUGGUCAUCGUCAAGUGGGGAGAUGACACGGUUCCAGGGAGCCCCUUCCAAGUGGCCGUCCCCUGAACACGUCCCCCGGCCCCCCAUCUUGACCUGUCCCUUUUCCACCGCCACCCCAAAGUGCUACGCUGCUAUGCACACCUCUGUGGACUGAUUCCCCCAUCUCAAUAUGCACUAAAAAAUGCAAAAAACACAAACAAAAAACAGACUUUUUUUCUCUGUUGUGGGGGAAAAAAUGAGAAUCUCACAUUUUUGUGCCAAAUAUUUUAUAUUAACUCUCUGUGCUGUUCUAGAGUACUUCCUCUUUGACAUAGCUGUGUUCACCCUCCCUAAAGCCACUUCCAUAUAAGGCCAACCAGUAUUUCCUCCAUUUAAAUCAAUGUCACACACCUGCUGCAGUCAAAUCAAUCAUUGUUUUUUUGCACAAUUUGCAAGUCAGUCAUGUUCAGCUGUGACAAGACAUGCACACUCUUACACUUAACACUAUCAAACCAACCAUCACAUUUAAACAUUUGGCUUGGCAACAUCACUGUACUGGAAAGAUGUCUCUGGCAAAUUGACACAUUUUACAGACAUUGUGAAUGAUAGCAAUUCUCAACAUGAAGUGAGCAUCUUGCUUCUUGUGUCUACAAUUGGGAGGAUUUGGGUGGCCAGGGCUUAAUGUGUGAAUGUUAAACAGUAUUAAAGUGUGUUGUUGUAUGGUUUUAUAUGCUUUAUAAUAAGUUUGUUUUUUGUUAUAUUAACCAAUUGUAAUGGUAAUUUCCUGCAGAUCUAAUAAAAAAAAAACUCAACUGCCAA
This is a messenger RNA of Alosa alosa (allis shad), 9271 nucleotides long. RefSeq names its product filamin-C-like. The coding region runs from base 410 to 8539 and encodes 2709 amino acids. Gene Ontology annotation, molecular function: actin filament binding. The transcript is spliced from 46 exons. NCBI's taxonomy places the organism in Eukaryota, Metazoa, Chordata, Actinopteri, Clupeiformes, Clupeidae. Gene Ontology annotation, biological process: actin cytoskeleton organization. The record is from RefSeq and is a predicted model, not a curated record.